Molecule: messenger RNA, 615 nt
Organism: Pieris macdunnoughi
Lineage: Eukaryota; Metazoa; Arthropoda; Insecta; Lepidoptera; Pieridae
Source: the annotation of a GenBank genome assembly
AUGGGUCACCACAUAAGCACGUUGUUCUCGAGUCUUGGGAGGUUUUUCGAGUAUCCCGUAAAGAGGAAACCCAUAUGCUUUUAUAGGCAAGAAGACUUUACCGCAACUGGUGAGCCUCAGAGAAAGGUAGCUGACACUCAGAAAACUACUAAGACUGAUUAUGACAAGCUAGUUGAAUUGUUUUAUAAGAGACUAGCAGAACAACGGCAGUAUAACCAGGAAAUGAAAGAGCAAGAUAGACGAUGGAGUAUGCAGAAAGUAGUUGAAAGGUUUCCUGGGUGGAAUGAGGUUACUAUCGCGAACCUGCACAGUUUAUUUCUUCUUUUCGACAACCAGUCAAACGGCAUGCUUGGUUUCGAUGAUUUCUGUGCUGUUCUUGAAAGUUUGGGAGACGAGAGUUCGAUGGAGCUUCGUAAAGAGAAAUUUAAUGCGGCCGACUCUGACAAUGAUGGCUGGAUAACUUAUGACGAUUUUUUAUCGCUCGUUUAUCACUUUAGUCCACAGGAAAACGGCAAUCUGACAGGAUUAGCCCAACUGUGCAACGAUGUUGCAGAUAACAUACAAUUUGUUAGCAAUCUUACUGUAGGCGAACAGUUAGAAUAUGGGUUGUUUUAA